Molecule: messenger RNA, 2746 nt
Organism: Thrips palmi
Lineage: Eukaryota; Metazoa; Arthropoda; Insecta; Thysanoptera; Thripidae
Exons: 14
Coding region: 243-2483 (746 amino acids)
Biological process (GO): protein ubiquitination
Molecular function (GO): metal ion binding; ubiquitin protein ligase activity
Source: RefSeq, a predicted model, not a curated record
GAUCUUUAGUGAUACCUUAUGACCGUCAGUUCCUCAAAAGUCAUCUGGCUGAGAUUUCGACCUCAUAUCGAGUCGACCAAGUGGCGGCGUAUCGUCGUCGAAGGAUGCGACGCCUUGCAUCACUGACAGCAUGUGUUUCAAAUGAACUUAGAGACAGUUAUUUUGUUGUACGAGUUCCCAAGGCAGGAAGGCGAGACCGCCCGACCGCGGCCAAAGCCGUCAAUUGACAUCUCGACUUCGUGAUGGACUGCGACGUCUGUCUGGAGUCUUUCAACGACAAGGACCGCCGCCCCAAAUGCCUCCCCUGCGGCCACACUUUCUGCUUGCGCUGUGUGACGCAGCAGAAGGACAAGAAGUGCCCCAUAGACCGAAAGGCCUAUCGCCCCGUGGCUAGCAACCUUCCGGACAACUUCAAGAUCAUUGAAUUGGCUCAAAGGCCGUCCUCGGUGUGCGGCUGGUGCCGCAGCUGCGAUGCCGAGGCCUCGGAGGGCUGCCUGGACGCGCACCCCAGCGCCAUGUGCAGCCUGAAGCGCGCGCGCCUGGAGGACGUGGAGCCGCGCCUGGAGGCGCUGGCCAGGGGCGACGAGGCGCUGGCGCAGCUGGGGGACAUGAUGAACGCGGCGGCCUGCGACGUCCAGACGCAGGUGCAGGAGUGCUUCGGCCAGGUGGAGCGGGAGCGCUUGGUGCUGGCUGCGGACAAGGGGCGCCAGGAAGCGGCUCUGGCCUCCGAUCCAGCCACCUGGGUCAUGGCGCGCGCGCGGACCAGGCGCCAGUCCGAGAAGAGCGAUACGGUCCGAGUCAAGCUGGAGCCGACUGAGCACUUGGAGCCGACGGAACAGCCAGCGGUCCAGAAACCUCACCUCUUGCACGAUCACGCCCUGGCGCGCGGGGCCGUGCAGCUGCUGGCCGACCUGGCCGACCCCACGGCGUCGUGCGUGGUGACGGUGGUGCGGGGCGGCGCGCUGCAGAGCCAGGUGCUGUGGCGCGGCACGGUGCGGCCCGAGGAGGACGCCGCCUCGCGCCUGCUGCUGUCGCGCAUGCUGUGCGAGGAGACGCUGCGCCGCGAGCUGCCCCUGCCCUCGCUGCAGGUCAAGGCGGAAGCUUUUUCCUACAGUGCGCCGUGGAUGGCGGCCCCUCUGCCUCUGGCGGCGUGGGCUGAGCGCAGCAACGAGACGACGGUGACGGACCUGGAGAUGCAGCUGGCCAUGAAGGUGGGCUCGCGCGUGGUGCGCGGCACGGACUGGGACCCGCGCUGGAAGGACGACGGUGAGCCGCCGGGGGAGGGCACCAUCGUGGCCAUGGACAGCGCGAGCAGCGGCUACUUCGUCAUCUGGGACAGCAGCCCGAACCAGCGCCGCAGGUACUUCAUGGUGCCGCGUUUCUACCGCUUGAGACUGCUGCCAACCCGACCUCAGGCACCGCUGCCCCCACCGAGCGCAGAUGUCCUAGACCUGUCCAGUAUGUCAUCGAGUCCGAAGAAGCCUCUUCCGGACAAGCGUCUCCUCAAUAAGCGCGUGCUGCUGGGGCUGCGCUGCGACGUGCUGCCCAACUGGUGCAAGGCGCUGCUGCAGCGGAUGGCGCCGCAGCUGGAGGCGCUGGCCAUGGUGUCUGCGCAGCAGCAGCACCUGCGCCAGGCCGCCGCCAUGCCCGGCCUGCGCGCCCUGCACCUGUCUGGCCGCGCCGUGGCCGUGGACCCCGUCGUGGACCUGACGGGCGGCGACGACGUCGCGCACCUGGCCGUGGACUCGCUGGAGUACGCCGUGGACAAGGCGCCCCUGCCCGCCCUGCUGCGCGAGCUGCACAUCGAGAACGCGACGCGCGAGCAGCUGAUGCAGGUGCCCUCCCUGGCGUCGCUGCGUCGGCUGGACCUGCACUGUCUGUUCGACGCGCCGCUGCCCCUGAUGAGCUUCGAGCCGGCCGAGCCUCCCGCCGGGCUGGAGUGGCUGCGCCUGGGCAUCUACCCGCUGGUGACCGCGCUGGCCCUGAUCCGCGCCAACGCCGCCACUCUGCGGGAACUGGAGCUGGUGGCCGCCACCAAGGAGCCCUACGGCUGCCCCGACCUGCCGCUGGAGCUGCAGCGCUGCGGGCUGUCCUCGCUGCGCCGCCUGGUGCUGUGGCGCGGCACGGUGGCGGGGGCGUUCUGCGGCCACGACGUGACCGAGUGCCUGGCGCAGAAGGCGGCCAUGCUGAGCGCCCUGGCGCACGCCGCGGUCUUCUGCAGCGAGUGCGACAAGGCGGACCCUGGGCUGGCGGGGGCAAUGGCCGAGUCUGCCAUCGAGACAGGGACGAAACCACCAGGGCCUGCUGCAUUGUCGUUGAUGCUUUCGACAGCAGGGCCUUCAACACCAGGACCGUCAACAGCAGGGCCUUCAACACCAGGACCGUCAACAGCAGGGCCUUCCACGUCACGGUCUUCGACAUCAGGGCCUUCGACAUCAGGGCCUCCACAGGAAGAGCUACUGCUGGAGCUUGAGCUGGCAUGACAGCGACCGCCUGCGCUACCAACGGCUACCGUCUUGCAGUCUUCUGUGUAGGCCCAUCCUUGCAGGGUGACCACUUACUGUGUUUCUCUUUGAUGUAAACUCUCUUUAUUUUGUGUUGGUUCUUUGGUGCCUUGAAGAGGGUCGGCCUUUCGGGUCGCGGUUUCUUUGUGUUUGUUGUGACAGAUUUUAUGUUUUGUUGUUUCAUUUUGAGUUUACUACAUGGAAUUUGGGUUGUGAAAGAAUAAACUCGUGUUGCUCCUUGA